Molecule: messenger RNA, 1037 nt
Organism: Mesoplodon densirostris (Blainville's beaked whale)
Lineage: Eukaryota; Metazoa; Chordata; Mammalia; Artiodactyla; Ziphiidae
Product: centrin-4-like
Biological process (GO): spindle pole body organization
Cellular component (GO): central plaque of spindle pole body
Molecular function (GO): calcium ion binding; enzyme regulator activity
Source: RefSeq, a predicted model, not a curated record
AUGGCCGGGGGAGCUACGAACUCUGCCACUGGAACUGUUGAAGUCAAGUGUAUCUGCAGUCUAGGGAUCAAGAAUCUGAUGCUGCCACAACCAGUCUUAAGAUAUGCAUCCAACUGCCACACAAGUUCAGGCCAAUGGAAGAAAAGAUCAGCGAAAUUGAAUGAAACCCAAAAGCAAGAAAUUAAAGAGGGCUUUGAUUUAUUCAAUGUUGAUGGGUCUGAAACCAGAGAUGUGAAAGAAUUGAAGCUUGCAAUGUGGGCCUUAGGAUUUGAACCAAAGAAAGAAGAAAUUAAAAAGAUAGCUGAAAUUGACAAAGAAGGAAUUGGCACCAUUCGUUUUGAAGAUUUUUUGGCCAUAAUAAGUGUAAAAAUGAGUGAAAAAAAUGAAAAAGAAGAAAUAUUGAAGGCUUUCAAAUUAUUUGAUGAUGAUAAUACAGGAAGUAUAUCACUAAACAAUAUCAAGAGGGUUGCUAAGGAACUAGGGGAAAAUUUGACAGAUGAUGAACUUCAGGAAGUGCUUGACGAAGCUGAUCAUGAUGGGGCUGGAGAAAUAAAUGAGGAAGAAUUUUUGAGAAUGAUGCAAAAGACCACUCUUUAUUAAUACUGUUUUUUGUUCCUUCUGGAAAGUUGUUAACAAGUUUGUAUUUGUUAUAAGUUCCAUAAUAUCUGUAUGUAUUCAUUUUCAGUGUUUAGUUUAUGUACACAAACUGGUCUUUUGAUAUCUAGUCCAUGUGAGAAGUUACAUGUUUCUACCAAUAUGUUGUUAAAUCUGUAGCAUCAAGAAACAAAGGAAAUGUAGUAACUUCCUUGAACCAUGAAUCUGAGAACAGUAUUAAUUCCAAGUGCUAGUUUUAGAGCCCCAGGGUCCAAAGACUUAGAUUUUUUUUUUAAUUUAAGGAAAUCAGCCCCACAUCAAAUGAAUUUGACAAGCAAGCCAUUACUUUCCCUGUUACUUUCCUUUUGUACAACUCUAAAAAUGAUGACCAUUUGCUUUAUAACCAAUUAUUCAGAUACGUAAAGCCUUAAAUAAAACUAUCU